Molecule: messenger RNA, 123 nt
Organism: Paramecium pentaurelia
Lineage: Eukaryota; Ciliophora; Oligohymenophorea; Peniculida; Parameciidae
Source: the annotation of a GenBank genome assembly
AUGUUUUUCAAAUAUUAACAAUCAUAUAUGUCAGUCAAAGAAUACAGUUUUGGUUUGAUUACAACAAAUCUCAAAAGUAUAUUUGUUGAAAGGGAAAAUGAGAAUAAUAGAAGUUAUGAGUGA